Messenger RNA from Mandrillus leucophaeus (drill), 3323 nucleotides. Its product is annotated as F-box/LRR-repeat protein 17-like. Lineage: Eukaryota; Metazoa; Chordata; Mammalia; Primates; Cercopithecidae. Gene Ontology annotation, cellular component: SCF ubiquitin ligase complex. Gene Ontology annotation, molecular function: protein binding. The record is from RefSeq and is a predicted model, not a curated record. Gene Ontology annotation, biological process: SCF-dependent proteasomal ubiquitin-dependent protein catabolic process. The coding region runs from base 1 to 639 and encodes 212 amino acids. The transcript has 6 exons.
AUGGUGACAAUGAAUGAGAGGGACAAAAACUUGAUUACUGUGACAGAUCAGUCGGUGAAAGCAUUUGCUGAGCACUGUCCUGAGCUUCAAUAUGUAGGCUUCAUGGGUUGUUCAGUCACUUCUAAAGGAGUCAUUCACCUAACCAAGCUAAGAAACCUUUCCAGCUUGGACCUCCGUCAUAUCACUGAACUGGAUAAUGAAACCGUAAUGGAAAUUGUCAAGAGGUGCAAAAAUCUUAGCUCUCUCAAUCUCUGUCUGAACUGGAUCAUAAAUGACAGGUGUGUGGAGGUCAUUGCAAAGGAAGGACAAAACCUGAAAGAACUAUAUUUGGUGUCCUGUAAAAUCACAGAUUAUGCACUGAUAGCCAUUGGGCGGUACAGCAUGACAAUAGAGACUGUGGAUGUUGGAUGGUGUAAGGAAAUUACAGACCAAGGAGCCACCCUGAUUGCACAGAGCAGCAAGUCUCUGAGAUAUUUGGGGCUGAUGAGAUGUGAUAAAGUCAACGAAGUGACGGUGGAACAGCUGGUGCAGCAGUACCCCCACAUCACCUUUAGCACCGUCCUGCAGGACUGCAAGAGGACCUUGGAGAGAGCCUAUCAGAUGGGCUGGACCCCCAACAUGUCUGCCGCCUCCUCCUAACGCUCCUGCCCCGCCUAGUCCGCUGGCACCCAUUCAGCAGAGCAGAGGAGAAUUGUACAUUUGGGGGGCUGAUCUCUCGGAAGGGUUUUAACUGUCGCCUGUCUGUAUGUGUUCAAGUAUGUGUAUUUGUGUCUUGUUUGCAUACUGCAUACCAAAAGUGCAGUUGUCAUUUGUUCCCAAGUGAGCUGGCUUUUUUUCUUAGAAAUUAAAGAUUAUGAAAGCCACAAACUUUUUAGUUUUUAACUUCAAAGGCUUCUUUCUCUUUAAAAAAAAAAAGUUUUUUUAAUAUAGAGUCAAAAAAUUGGAUGUAUUAUUUUGAGCUUCUAAUUGCUGCCACUUGGAGAUGUCCAAAUAAGAAGGCCUUCUUUUUACAUGGGAUGAAUUGUGCACUUCUGCUGAUGACGACUACAAUAGAAGUGAUGUUACACGUACAGGCACUUACAUUCUCACAUACUCACACAUGUGUGCACAUCUACACCGGGGCUCUGAUCUACUCCAGAUCAUUUCCUGACAGAGAAGCCUUCUUCCAGGCCACCGAGGUAGCAUGUUAUCCACUGUGGCACUGCCUAACUCCAUGCAUCCUCAGGUGGCCAACUUGCUAUCUGGUAGGUGACUUGGGGACUAGAAAGAAUAAAGCCUUUUCUAAAUUUGUUAUAUGGAGGCAACAAUCUGAACUCCCCUGGCCAGCUCACAAAAAUUAAUUAUACAUUAUUCUACAAAUGCAUUCUGUUGAGCACUAAAUAUUUUAGUUGGUUUUACGUUAACAUUGUGUUAGCUUUUAUUUCCUGGAUAGUAACUGGUCAGGAUAUAUUUUAAUGAUAUUUGAAACUAAUCUUAGCAUUGAAGCCACCAAUGUAAUUAAUGGUGUGCAAUUAUUUUAAAAAGUACAGAUCAUUUCAUUAUUUUCUUAAUUUUGGUAAUUAUUAAAGUGUAUUUCUGAGAUACGAGAGGGUAGUCACAUUAAUAGAAGAUUCAUGAGUGAGAUAUAAGUAGACAAUCUUUCUACUGUUGUUGCUUUUUUUGCUUUGCUUUGGGUUUUUGAACAGGUUUUUUGGAUAUGUGCAUGUUGUCAUUUUGGACUAGUUCUCGUGCUACUACAAAGAUCUAUUGCUAGCUAAUAUAUGAGUUAAGAAAGAAAAUUAGAAAAUCCGUUCAUUGAAAUUCUGUUUACACUUGUCAGAAAUAAGCAUUUCUUUGUUUAAUUAAAGAUUGCCAGCUUCAGUUAAGACAAGACCUAUCAGUAAAUGAAUAUAUGUUUUGAUUUAACACAUCUUUACAAUUAAUUCAUAUUAGGGACUCAGGCUCAAAUAACUGUUCCUGUGUCUAGAUUUAUAAUGAGGACAUCAGGGAGCCUUUUUAAGCUAAAGAGUGAUUAUCUUUCACAGCAGAACUAGAAACAAAACCUAACUUGUGAAUUUGCUAUUUAUUUUUCCCUGAGUGAAUAUAACUGUUAUUUGGUCUUUAACAGAUAUACUGAGGUUUGAGUUUCACUUUCUUUAAGUCUCACAUUGCUAACAUGACAUUAGCUGUAAGAAGCAAAAGAUAGCUUUACAUUUGAAUGCCAUUUACUGAUUUCUAAUGAUUCUCUUUUUUUGUAAACAACUGUUUCCUUUGAUUAUGUCAACAUGUUUCUGAUGUGGCAUUUUUGUUUUAAUCCCAAUCAGUUAGGAAAUCUAGUCAGUAAGCACCAUGAGUGUUCUUCCCGUCACUAAAUGAGUUUCUAAUUUAAUUUGAAGGGAAUAAAAUUUGUGUAAGAAAAAAGCUGUUUAACAUUAAUAAACUGUAUUUCUUCUUACACAUUGAACUACAUCAUUUUCGUAUCUACUUCCCCACCACUGAAAUAGCUUAUUUCACAAUAUUUUAACUGAUUUUUAAUCCAAACUAAUUUAUAAGACAGUAUGUAUAGUAAUAGUAGCUUGAGGGAAUAUGCAGAAGUUUAAUUUUUAUAUAUGUCAUACUAUAUUUUAAAUAGUUAAAAAAGACAAAAGAAGGGAGAGCCAUCUAUGAUAUAGAUGGUACCAUUUCAGUUCAAAGUGGUAAUAACCUUUGGAGUGUUACAGUUUGGUUGUCAAAUGGUUUCAGAGUAUAUAAUUGAUUUUUUAAACGUUGCAUUGUUUGCAUCUAAAGUACAGCACUAUAACAUGCUUUAGCUUGCGGGGUGGGGUGGGGUGGGGACUUGCACUUAUUCUCUAAAAUGUUGACUAAUCCAGAAAGCCUGAUGCAACAUAAUCUGGAAAACUGCUUUGGUACAUUUGUAGAACUCCAUAGAAAUACCAUAUCCAGCCUCAAAGCAUUAAUCUCAAAAAAAAAAAAGAGAAAAAAAACCAGCCAGUAAAAGGCAUCACCUUGAGUGAUCCUGUGAUGGUUAUUGAAUGUGUUCUCAUUAGAUGCUUUGAAAUGAGGCUUAAAAUAAUUUUUCUGGGCAAUAUAGGGUUUCUUUUUUUUUGCUUAGAAUGUCAUAAAUACAUGUGAAUACGUUUAGUGCAGGGCUUUUUAUUCUCUCCAAAAUGUCAACAGUAUUUUCAGAAUAAAGACUAUGAAAUAUAUUGCUGUAGUGGAAAAUUCUGGUCCUUUGUCUUUAAUGUCUUUUUGAGUGGAUAAAGAAAAUUCACCCGGUUUGUAGUUUCUAUAUUUCCGUGAAUCUUUGACCUUGCAAUGGGUUGCAAUAAAAGAGAAACAAAACA